AUGAUUGUGUGUGUUUGUGCUCUCUCUCUCUUUCUGUUGGUUAAGGUCGAAGAAACAGAUUCCAGUCCUGGAUCCGUUGAAAUUGUCUCCGUUGUAGAAGAUGAACUGCCAGGAUCUGAGCUCUGCUUUUUCUACAAAAGAUUGUUCUGCCUGCAACAAGCAAUAGAUCCCGGUGAAAAUGAAAAUGGAGACAUUCCGACACCUCCGUGCCAUGGUUUAAUUCCACUCGGGCUGCUUCCCCUUAUCCUUGCCUUAUUACUCACUGUAAUCAUAGCAGUUGCCAUUGGCCUGGGAAUUUACUUCAACUGCAUUGGGGGAUUUCGGUGCAGGUCGUCCUUUAGAUGUAUUGACCAAACAGCAAGAUGUGAUGGAGUCUUCAACUGUAAAGAUGGAGAGGAUGAGUAUAGAUGUGUCAGACUGAGUGGCAAGAAGGCUGUGCUGCAAGUGUUUGCUUAUGGAGCCUGGAGGACUGUGUGUUCAGAAAACUGGCAAGAAACCUAUGGAAGAGUUACAUGUAAAUACUUAGGUAUCUCAAGCUUUGUGAGUUCGAGGGCCUUCCCGGUCACCGCUAUUGAAGCAUUUCAGAGGCAUUUUGUUGCUGCAGAUCAUUGGUUGUCAGCUGAUCAGCUGACAUCUCCACAGAACACUACAUCCUUACGAGAAGAGUGUGCCUCAGGCUAUGUGAUUAUUCUAAAAUGUUUGGCGUGUGGUGCUAGGUCCAGGUAUGCCCCCCGUAUAGUGGGAGGAAAUGCAUCGAUGCCCCAGCAAUGGCCAUGGCAAGCCAGCCUUCAGUUUCAAGGAUAUCAUUUGUGUGGUGGAUCCAUCAUCACCCCUUGGUGGAUUGUAACAGCAGCCCACUGUGUUUAUGAUUUGUACUUCCCAAGAGCUUGGAGUGUGUAUGCAGGCUUUGUAAUACUCGAAGAAGGCCAUGCUAAUCCAUAUUUAGUGGACAAAAUUAUAUACCAUAAAAAUUAUAAACCCAAAACAAUGAAGAAUGAUAUAGCAUUGAUUAGGCUGGCCAAACCACUUGCACUAAAUGGUAAUAUAGAGCCAAUUUGUCUUCCUAAUUUUGGAGAACAUUUUCCAGAGGGGAAAAUGUGGAUAUCAGGAUGGGGAGCUGCAGAAGAAGGAGGCGAAGAUUCUGAAUUAGCUGGUGUCCCUUUGAUUUCUAACAAAGUGUGCACCAGAGAGGUCUAUGGAGGAAUUGUGGCUACGUCAAUGCUCUGUGCAGGUUAUUUACAAGGAGGCAUAGACACAUGUCAGGGAGAUAGUGGGGGACCAUUGGUAUGUGAAGAUCGGAACUGGAAGCUGGUAGGAACAACCAGCUUUGUGGGCUGUGCAGAAGAAAAUAAACCAGGGGUCUACAGUCGCAUCACCUCAUUUCUGGAUUGGAUACAUGAACAAAUGGAGAGAGAAGAAUGGAAGAGAGGAGGUUAGAUCAUUACCACAUAAACUCUUCAGAAUGUUUGUUUGGGACAGAGAAGACAAUCAACUUUCGUCCUGCACAGUUUUUGCACUUCCUAACAGAAGAGCUGCUACAACUAUCUUUUGCACUCAUCCCUUUAAAAUGCACUAUGUCACAAUGAAGAAUAUCCAAGUAUUUUGAUGGUGUCACCCAGUUUUCAGGUGUAAGCAUGCCUGCAUGCCAAGAACCCUUCUCUCCUAACCCACCUAUUCCUGGUGAACUGAGAUAGAAAAGGAAGAUUCCAGAUCAUUAGGCCAGCAAAGUGAAAAGUAUGGACAGGUUUACUGGGUUUGCUGCCUGCCUGAAACAAGAAGAUACAACCAGGGCAGGAAGGUGGUGCCCAUCUCUCAAUUGAUGGUAGAAAUAGUGUACGAUGUUGGCUGGGUGCAUU
Lacerta agilis (Sand lizard) is the source of this 1856-nucleotide messenger RNA. RefSeq names its product transmembrane serine protease 3 (gene TMPRSS3). NCBI's taxonomy places the organism in Eukaryota, Metazoa, Chordata, Lepidosauria, Squamata, Lacertidae. Gene Ontology annotation, molecular function: protein binding; serine-type endopeptidase activity. Gene Ontology annotation, cellular component: membrane. Gene Ontology annotation, biological process: proteolysis. The record is from RefSeq and is a predicted model, not a curated record.